AUGAAUCAUGAACCUCGGCAAGCCGAGCUUGACUCCCGACGAACUCCGUUGCAGCCACACUCCCUUAAGCCCACGGUCCGCUUGAGCUGUGAGACCUGUCGUCAACGCAAGGUUAAAUGUGACAAGCUCAACCCUUGCACCAACUGUCAACGGCUAGGGACAAGGUGUGUCCCCGUCGAGCGCGCGCGUCUGCCCCGUGGAAGAUCGGGAAGAUUAGCAUCCGAGCGGUCCAACCACGACCCGGAUGCGAACCUAAGGGACCGCGUCGCUAAGCUUGAGGGUAUCAUCCGAGACCUAGCUCGGAGUGGCUAUGGCUCUUCAACUCGAGCCGCUGUCCCUGAUGCGGCUGCUGCUGCGGAUGGUCCUUCCUAUGGUAGUAGGUCUACGACGGGUAAGGACAAGCGCAGCGAUGAUGACGCCUUCUCGGAAGACUCGGACGGUGGUGUGCAAACGCCAGAUAGCUACCUGGGAUCUUCGUUCUGGGCCAACCUUCUUAACGAGGUGCCAGAAUUACACUCCAAUGACGACCGCAGUCCAAGAGAAGGGAGCCGCAAGUCUGCAGGUGGCCAGCUGAAGGUGUACCGGCGUCUUCUGGCUACGGUAAGUCAUCGUCAGCACGACUCAACCUCUGGAGAACAAUCGGGCACCUCGAGCUAUGCUCGGCAACAGCUGUGUCGGGUCUUUCUCGAAAGAGUAGAUCCCGUCGUCAAGAUAUUGCACAGACCUACCCUCUGUGCGUUUCUCUUGGAAGGGAAACCUUAUCUCGACUAUGAACUGGAACAUUUGGCGCCAACCGCCCUUGCAUCUGCUGUGCACUAUGCAGCAUCCUGCAGCUUGUUAGAUGAUGAAUGCACCCGUGCAUUUGGCGUAUCCAAGGCAUCCUUGGUCGCGAGAUACCAAAGAGAAGCAGAACUUGCUUUAGGGCAUGCUGAUUACCUUACUACGAACGACUUGACGGUUUUGCAAGCCUUUGUUCUUUUCCUGGUGGCACUCCGUUCGCAAGACCAAAGCCGCCGAAUGUGGACAAUGCUCAGCAUGGCCUUACGCAUUGCACAAGCCCAGUCGCUUCAUCUGCCUGACCCACCAUUCUCAGUCCGACCAUUUGAACGCGAGCUUCGGCAGCGUCUUUGGCAAGCCAUCGGCUUCCUUGACAUUCUCGCCUCGAUGGACCGUGACACCGAGCCCAUGAUGCAGGCGCAUUGGCUGCAAUCGCAUCCUCCGACUCACGUCAACGACGAAGAUAUCUACUUCGAUAUGCAGGAGGCACCCGUCGAUUCUCCCGGUUUUACCGACAUGACUUUCACUAUGAUUGUAGGCAAGGCCCAUAUAAUCACAAGACUCAUCAAUUUUUCCGACUUUACCGAGCCAUCUGUCAACACCCUCGCCCUCCGCCAGCAGCUGGUCGUCGACUUCCAACACACAGCCUCUAAACUACUCCACCACGCGCAAACGGACAAAGUUCCCUUCCAGUGGUUUACUCGUUUAGUCGCGGAGGGAAUCUAUGCCUGCAUGCAACUGAUCGUCAUCCGCCCGCUCAAACGCACCCCGCGCUUCACACCUCCGCAUGUCCGAGGCGACCGUCUCCUCGAGUUUGCCGUCAACAUCCUCAAAAAUUACCAUUGUCUUCGGGACGAUCCUCGGACCGUGACAUGGCUCUGGGUCGAGUUCGCUUUCCCGCCGUGGCACGGCCUGGCAGUGGCUAUCGCCGAGCUAUGCGUCUGCCAAGACAAAGCCGUCAUGGAGAGGUUCUGGCCCGCGGUCGAACAGACCUUCGACCGGUUGGGUCGACUCGUCGCAGAUUCCAAGCGCGGGAUGCUCUGGAAGCCAAUGGAGAAGAUCAUGAUCCAGGCGCGUGCCAGGAGAGCUCAAUUGCUCGCUGCCCCCAAUGAUUCCGCCCCUUACACAUACCCUGCAUCGUCUCCGUCCUCCUCGCAUCGAAUAUCUCAACCGCAUAUCCCUCCUCCUACCACUCUUUACCACCCGGAGGCUGCACCGCAACCGCAGCCGCCUCUACCCUACCCAUCGAGCUUAUCCACCGACAGCAGACAACAACCGCACCAACAGGAUCAAUCGGUCCAUAUUGAUGCCGUCGCUGCAUUGGGCACCCCGGAGAGCUUAGAGGGUGCAGCCUCCUGGCCGAGUGUCUGGGACGCCAUUGACCUCGGCUACGCAGACUCCGCCAACGAGACCGCCUGGAUGAAUUACGAGAACUUCCUCACGGAUAUAUACAUCCUCCCAAGUCUCCGAUGA
This is a messenger RNA of Aspergillus homomorphus CBS 101889, 2250 nucleotides long. RefSeq names its product Zn(II)2Cys6 transcription factor. The transcript is spliced from 3 exons. Lineage: Eukaryota; Fungi; Ascomycota; Eurotiomycetes; Eurotiales; Aspergillaceae. Gene Ontology annotation, molecular function: zinc ion binding; DNA binding; DNA-binding transcription factor activity, RNA polymerase II-specific. Gene Ontology annotation, biological process: regulation of DNA-templated transcription; DNA-templated transcription. The record is from RefSeq and is a predicted model, not a curated record. The coding region runs from base 1 to 2250 and encodes 749 amino acids.